GGUCAGGUGUCAGACUAGGUUAAACUGAGAGUCUUUCAUACUUACCUUCAUUGUUUAUAAUCCUAAAAUAGGUAAAUAAGUAGCGUGAUUAGGAUUUUAAUAUACAAUCUUGAUUCAAACAGAGUUUCGAAGAUGUUACUCGGAAAACUGUUCUCCAAGACGCUUCUCAACGUGGUUUUAGCUUUAAUAUUUAUACUAUUUUUCUGUGAAUAUCUUAUAUAUUAUAUAGUACUUGUACAGUGUCAAUGGCCUGCUUUAAAUCCUCAAAAAGAAGACCUCGCUCUAUAUACAGACACAACAGAUAGGCCAGUCAAAGCAAUGUUUAUUGCAGAUACUCAUUUAUUAGGACCAAGAGAGGGACAUUGGUUUGAUAAAUUACGAAGGGAAUGGCAAAUGUACAGAGUAUUUCAAACUAUGAUGACGAUACACAGACCAGAGGUGGUUUUUGUGUUAGGUGAUGUCUUUGAUGAGGGACAAUGGUGCAGUUCCACAGAAUUUGAAAAUUAUAUACGAAGAUUUCAUUCUCUGUUUUAUGUACCAACGGACACACGACUCUAUGUCGUCGCUGGGAAUCAUGAUAUGGGAUUUCAUUAUGCAAUCACGCCGUAUCGUAAUCAGCGUUUCAUUAAUGGCUUGAAAAGUCCAAGCGUGCGGCGACUGAGUAUAAGGGACAAUCAUUUCGUGCUGAUCAAUAGUAUGGCGUUGGAAGGAGAUGGCUGUUUCCUGUGCCGACCAACUGAGAUCGCGGUGAAUAAAAUAGCCAAAGAUCUAAAAUGUGCGAGAAAGAUGAGCAAUGAUUGUCGCAAUUCGAGCGCAAUAUCCAGAUAUAGUAGGCCUAUAUUGUUGCAACAUUAUCCGAUGUAUCGAGAAUCGGACGAGAUCUGUAAUGAAUUGGAUCAGGCCCCCGAUGAGAUAAAGGCCAUAAAGUUUCGGGAGCGAUGGGAAUGUUUGUCGAAGGAAGCCUCGGAACAACUUUUAGAUAUCUUGAAUCCGCGACUGAUCGUCGCUGGGCACACCCAUCACGGCUGCAGAAGGAUACAUCGGGAUGAUGUUCUGGAAUUCACGAUCUCAUCCUUCAGCUGGCGCAAUAAAGUCAAUCCGUCCCUUCUGAUGGGUACUUUUAGUCCAAGCAAUUAUUCUGUUUCAAAGUGUUACAUGCCCGUGGAAUCCACUGUAAUCACUAUUUAUAAGAUUAGUCUCACAAGUGUCCUGAUAUAUUUUAUUAUAAAACUCAGACCGAGACGACAUACUUAUUCUCGUUUAAAGAUGCCUUGAGUAAUCUCUAUCGUGACAAGUUCAAUUGUGAUGUUAAAAUGCGAACGAGCAUUAAUUCUAUAUACAAUAUAAUUUUAGAAGGCUAUAAUUCUUGAAAUGAUAAAGACAAAUUUGUAUACACUUUUCGUACAUACUAUUAUCAUUUGCAUAUUAUUUACAUUAGUAAUUGUAUAGAAUACUUUGUGAUAUAUAUAUA
Messenger RNA from Cataglyphis hispanica, 1471 nucleotides. It is a transcript of the gene PGAP5, whose product is annotated as metallophosphoesterase 1. The transcript has 9 exons. Gene Ontology annotation, molecular function: hydrolase activity. Bases 133 to 1275 code for a protein of 380 amino acids. NCBI's taxonomy places the organism in Eukaryota, Metazoa, Arthropoda, Insecta, Hymenoptera, Formicidae. Gene Ontology annotation, biological process: GPI anchor biosynthetic process. The record is from RefSeq and is a predicted model, not a curated record.